ACCAUAAACAAACGCAGGUCGGCUUCAAUCGCGACAACCAGCAGCAGCAGCGGCUCCAUUGCAGACAGACACAAGAAAAACCCCACACCCCCUGCAAAAUGAAGUACUUGUGCAUUUUUGUGAUGCUUGCCAUAUGCCUGGCCAGCAGCUGGGCAGCCGUUUCCGAGCCAGCUGGUGCUCUGCCCGAGAUCCCAGAGCAGGAUGCGGCGACCGCCAUUGGUGAGAAGAAGACGGAGAAGCGCGGCAUCUAUGGAUUUGGCCAUGGCUACGGUGGAUACGGUGGGUAUGGCGGCUACGGUGGCUACGGAGACUAUGGACACGGCCACUACGGUUAUGCCAGUCCGUACUACGGCAGUUUUGGAUACGUGCACAGCGCCCCAUACUACGGCGGCCAUCAUGGCGGCUACUAUCCCUACCACGGUCACGGCCACUACGGCUACUACUAGGAG
This is a messenger RNA of Drosophila guanche, 449 nucleotides long. Its product is annotated as shematrin-like protein 3. The coding region runs from base 99 to 446 and encodes 115 amino acids. The record is from RefSeq and is a predicted model, not a curated record. The transcript is spliced from 2 exons. Lineage: Eukaryota; Metazoa; Arthropoda; Insecta; Diptera; Drosophilidae.